Vicugna pacos (alpaca) is the source of this 7139-nucleotide messenger RNA. It is a transcript of the gene CYB561D1, whose product is annotated as cytochrome b561 family member D1. Gene Ontology annotation, molecular function: transmembrane monodehydroascorbate reductase activity. NCBI's taxonomy places the organism in Eukaryota, Metazoa, Chordata, Mammalia, Artiodactyla, Camelidae. The record is from RefSeq and is a predicted model, not a curated record.
GCCGGCAGCCUCCCAGGGAGGAGCUUCUACCGCGGCCACGGCCGCCUCCGCGAUCGCAAACCCGGAAGACGCGCCCUGGCAGCUGGGAGAGUGCGGCGGUCGGGCACUGUCAUGGAGCCCCUGGAGGUAGGUUUGGUUCCCGCUCCGCCGAGGGAGGCGAGACUGACCCGCUGGCUGCGAAGAGGCAGUGGGAUCUUGGCGCACCUGGUCGCUUUGGGCUUCACCAUCUUUCUGACUGUGCUGUCCCGGCCAGGAACCAGUCUUUUCUCCUGGCACCCUGUAUUCAUGGCCUUGGCGGACUCCAAGCUGGGCCUGAGGCUCACUGGCCCUCUCCUGUGUUCACAGUUCUGCCUCUGCAUGGCUGAGGCCAUCCUACUCUUCUCGCCUGAGCACUCCCUGUUCUUCUGCUCCCGAAAGGUCCGGAUCCGACUUCAUUGGGUGGGGCAGAGCCUAGCCAUCCUCUGUGCAGCCCUGGGCCUGGGCUUCAUCGUCUCCAGCAGGACCCGCAGUGAGCUGCCCCACCUGGUGUCCUGGCACAGCUGGGUAGGGGCUCUGACGUUGCUGGCUACGGGUGGUCAGGCACUGUGUGGGCUCUGCCUCCUCUGUCCCCGAGCAGCCAGGGUCUCAAGGGUGGCUCGCCUCAAGCUCUACCAUCUGACGUGUGGACUGGUGGUCUACCUGAUGGCUACAGUAACCGUGCUCCUGGGCAUGCACUCUGUGUGGUUCCAAGCUCAGAUCAAAGGUGCAGCCUGGUACCUGUGCCUGGCGCUGCCCCUCUAUCCAGCCCUGGUAAUCAUGCACCAGAUCUCCAGCUCCUACUUGCCAAGGAAGAAAAUGGAAAUGUGAGUUCCUCCGAACUCUGAAUCUAAAUGGGACAUUUGACUUGGACUUCAGUGGUUCCUUUGGUGACUUUCAAGGAUCCACUUCAGAAGUGGUAGGGUUUUUGUACUUCUUAGCUGGGCCAGGGGCUGCAGAAACCCAAACUGCUAUUGUUGACAGAUAACUCAAUGGGCCAAAGUGGGGAAAUGUACUGGGCGCAAGUGGAAGGUGAUGGGGAGCUUGAUCCUGAAGCCUCCACUCUUGAUGGGUGACAGAAGUGUUGGGGGGGCUGGUGAUGGUGUUGGCAGCCACUUCUUGCCUGCAUACCUGAUGAAAAGUUGAGUUCCUGUAACUUAUGAAUGGCAGACAUGGCUCUUUGGGUCACUUUGAGAAAGCGGUGUAGUGGAGAGAGCCCAUAGGUCUCGUUUAUGGGGUAUGGUCCUUGUAGACUCUACUGUAUGACUUUAUGCAAGUCACAUGUCUCAGGACCUCAGUUUCCUCAUCUGUGUAAUGAGUGAUUGUUUCUUUACAAUCUCUAACAUUCGGUGUCUGUCAAGUUGAUGUCACAGACUACCCUCCCAGCUCAGGACCACUCAGCAGACUCGGAAUGUUAAUUCUUACAUUCACCAUUCCCUUACCCCUCUCGAGGGACAAGUCUGCUCUCGUGGCCUUUCAGGAAUCUGUGUUUAUUUGGCCUCUGGACCAGAGCACAAGGGGUCAGGUGCAAUGGAGACAAGGGGCCCAGGUGAGGGUCUCCAGAACUCCAAGACAGUAAAGGCACUAAAGUCACUUUAAAGAUUUUAGAGGAGCAGAAGGGCUUAGCUAAGCCUAUGGCUCCUGGCUGGGCUUCUUGGCCCAGCUAAGAACUUCCUUCCGCUCACCCCAGGAUCUGGGCUUGAGGCUGCAGGACACGGGUGUGCUUCUUCCCCUGACAUCCAUUUGCAGUGGUAGAGCAUCUCAUGUUUUGUCCUUCUUAGGGCUUAGGUUCUUACCUUAGCACAUAGCUUUGUGGAGCUGUUCUGAAGCAUUUAGAACAAAAUAAGAGCCAAGGAUGUGGGGCAGGGCCCUUCUGAUCUAGGGAAGACAAAGUCUCCCUGGUUCCCCUUCUUCCCUUGUCAGCUAAGCUUUCCUCAGUUGUUGUCUCUAGCCAGCUUUUUGGCCCACGAAGGGGCUGAAUUUGGUGCCAGGUGGCAAAUGAAGGCUGGAACCUCUUCCCUGCAGAGACCCCCUCCUUGUUCCAAACUGAAAGUAGGUCCUCAGACUGCUCUCAAUGGUCAGGGAUGGAUGCCAGACUGGAUAACUGCUGUCUGGCUCAGUCGGGGAGAUGGGACUCCCAUAGAUCAUGGCAAGGACUAAAAAUGGUCGAGCCAGGAAACCUGGUAUUGAGGUGGGUAGAAAGAACUCAGUGGGAACUCUGGGAGGCCUAGGGUGUAGGGCCUGGAGCUCUAGGUCCUGGGAGUAGAGGGAGCUGUUCCUAGAUGGGAAUAUAUUGGAAAGCCUAGGUCUUUUGAAGAUUCGAGACUUCCACUCAGAAACAAGGAGGUUGGUAGGAUUCAACAGUACAGGAAUGAAAACUGCAAGGGCAGGUGUCCUCUGAGCAGACCUCACUAGGCUCCUCCUGGGUUAGAUGGCAUCUCUUAGGAGCUCUCCAGAUCCUGAGCAUCUAAAGGGGGUCCCUGCUUUGCAGAGGGGGGUUGUUCCUGUCUCUCAUUGCCCUUUCUCCUCUCCAACUCCCCAGUGUGGUCUGAAUUGGGAGAGCUGGUUACUGGGGCUGUGUGGAAAAGAUUCUCACCUAGGGUCACUUUGGUCACCUCUUGCACAUCACAGCCAGUGCUGGGAGUCUCACUCUGUCUACAGCAGGGUGAGAAGGCCAGGUGAGGUUCACCAGCUUGCUCUGGGAGCCAAGCAGGCAAUGCCAUAAAGCCUGAGCCUGCCUGAGGUGUUGCCUCCUCCCAGGUGGUGCGGGGGCUGAUGGGCGGGCAGGCAGGCGGGCUGACAGCCGGCAGUUUGCGUGGGCAGUGCCAGCUGAUGUCUAUUCCCAGCCCUGGGAGGAAGGGGAAGUCAUUUAUAUUCUGCAGGAGGAAGGAGCCCCAGCUGUCACCUCUCUGACCAGUAGGCCUGGGGGGCAGGGGCACAGGGCAGAGAGGAGGGCACAGGUGGCCUCCUCUGGCUUAGCCAGUCUGAUUGCAGUAUAGGGAGGAGGUCACCAGGAGGAGCCCUUCUUCCCAGAUGGCCAGACUGUGGGGGGACUCCCCCUCCUUCCCCUCUUUGCCUUUCUCCUUCCAUCACCACCUGCCCUCACAUCCUGGGGCAGCAGCUGGACAACUGUUAGUCCUCAGUGCCAGGGCAUUCUUCCUCCAGCUGGGACCUAAUUGGCUGCCGGCUGCAUAUGCAGUUUCCUCCCCUCUGCACCCUCCAUCUACACCCCCGCCCCACCUCCCUGUGUCUCCCCAACUGGGAUAUUAGCUGGGCUCCUCAGCAGUGAGGCAGAGGCCCUGGGGGAGAAGCAAAUGGCUGCCCUUUUGCCCUUCUCCCCUAGCUAGGGAAAGCUGCUAGUAGUCAGCCUGUUUUACCUUUAAAAAAAAAAAAAGCCAGGGUGCUCAAGUUUUUAAAAAUUUUGAGUCAUUUGCACAAAUUUGCAUAUCAGGCUCACUAAGUCCUGAUUCCAAAUAUGAUUACGUUCAAACUCAACCUUGAGGACAUUAGAAACAUAGAUGGUUUUGUAUCCAAAUCGAAAUGGUAAUGGGAUUACCAUUCUGGGUUCAGAUACCACCCCCAGGCCCGCAUGUUUCCCACAGCCACCCCUUCCCGCGGCCCCACCUCCCUGGCCGGGGGUGGUGUUGAAUGGCAGGAGCUGUGUCUGGGGAAGUCUUCCAGCCUCACCUUCUUGGCGGCUUCAGCGGCAUCAGAGGUAGGCUGCUGUUCUUGCCAGCCCGUGACUCCUUUCUCCCCACCCUCUUAGAGGACAGACUACCCCUCCCCACUCCUUGACCCUGGCCAGUCCCUUCUUUCUCAUUGUCCCCACCCUUCUACCCCCGUGCAUGGCUGCUAUGGACCUUGUUUUUAAAACCUCUCUGUGGGAGAUCCAGGCAUUCUCCCUGAGCCAGCUGGCUGCUAUGCCAAGGCCUGUUCAGAGUUAAUAAUAAUCAUUAGCUGAAUAGUGCUGAGGCCUUUCAGCUCCAGAUCUCUAAGCACUUGCAGGCUGAGUCAGCCAGCCCUCACCUUCCCCUUCUUCGGGGGCUGCAGACAGGGGGAGGGGUCAGGAGUUGCACCUCUCAGCCAAGCCUUGAGGCGUCCUUUUGCUGGGAGUGGGCCCUUUUUACCUGACGAAGGUCAAGAUGUAGAGCACACAGUGUAAGUUCCAUUGACACUGGUAGUGGCCAUGGUGGCUGUUGACCUUGAACUUCUAGUCCUCCUGCCCUUCCUUCUGUUGACCUGUCUUGGCCUCCAGAGGACACCCUUGGUCCUGACUCCCCGCCCUGCCCCCACACUUCUGGUGGCCCUCUGCAGGCUUAGGGAGCAGAGAAACAUCUGGUUUAGUGCUCCUGCUGUCCUAUGUCUGGUUGUCUGGUUGACAUAAAGGGCCUGUGUAUCAUGAAGUGGAAAGUGCGUCCUGGGAGCUAGGAAACCUCCAGGCUGGGUUUACUCAGCCCCUAACACUGGCGUGGCUACAGGCAAAUCACUGACUGCCUGACCUACCUCAUAGGGGUGUUGUGAGCGCUCAGUGACAGAAUGCAUGUUAACAGGCACUGGAAAGUUCAAAGCAUUGAAUAAAUGUAAACAGGUGGUAUGAUAUUCUUGUCCUUAUCUCUUUCUCGCUCAGCCUGGCUCUGGGUUUUACGCUUCUUUUAGGGAGGCAAUAAAAGGUUAAUGGAUAAUGAUGCUUACGGAACCCAAGUCUCAGAGAGAUUGUGUUGCCAGCCAUCAUCAGAGAACACAGACACAUUCCCUCCUCGACACAAGGUCAGCUCUCCCCCACUCCUGUCAGGAAUGCCACUGAGGCUGUGACUCUCGUGAGGCUUGCUCCAAGUGCUGUCAGCUGGUGUUUUCAAGCCAUGGAGCUGACUGCAAAAUCUGGGAGUCUGUAAUUAUCCCCCUAGUCCAGCCUCAAGUUCCUGGAGCUGGUCUUAGCCUGGAGCUCCUGGCUACAGAUCUCAGUUCCUCCUACCUAAUUCUGCUCUUCUGAGGGAAAAGUGGAGCAGACAAGCCAGGAAGGCAGGAGCAACAGCAAUGGACAUGACAACCCUGCCACACCGACACCCCCCCCCCCCCCCCGGUUUCCCCCCUGUAGCCACAGGCUGCGUGCGUCAGGCCCUCACCCAGGCACUGGGUGGAGAUGCAGAGCUGUGAGACACCGCCCCUGGCUCGUUCACAGGUUUGUUUCUCCUUCCUUGUUUCAGGCUCUUGGAGUAGGAUCACAGACCUUUCCUCCUCAAAGGACUUCACUGGGAUUAAAACACACGCACACGCACACGCACACGCACAUGUGGUGCAUGCCAUGAAAGCAGUUAUGUUUAAAUUCGGAGGAUAUUUUCCAUUCCACUGGUCUGAGAACAGCCAGCAGUCCGCCUGUAGUGGGCAUAGAGGCAGGCACCACAGCAGCGCAGGGGCUUCCGUAUGUUUUUUAAUCUUUUUUUUCGUCCUGGGAUCCAGGAAUGAAACACUAAUCAGGCAUUGUGGUCACAGCCUCGGCAACUGUCGUCAGCAUAGACACAGAGAAGACGUAGCUGAAAGGCAGGAUAGUGCCCCAGAGCUGCCCUGGAUGGAGGUCUGACGUAGACCGUCCCCAGCACUGGGGUAAGCUUAAAGCAGACACAGAUUCCCUCCAGUAAGAUGACCUUCUCCCUACCCGCCGCCCACUCAGAAGGCUUGAUUUAGUUACCAAUGUGUGAGGAAUAAGUCCCAGUUUUUAAUCUACCUGCUAUUAUCAGAAUUUCCCUGGUGAUUUUUUAAACCUCUGUUGAAAGCAGAUUAAGUUGCUACUUCAGGCCAUUCUCUGCUGCCAGAGGAUUCAACUCUGCCUCACCGAGUAUACAUGCGGGGUCCCCAACACCCCGCCUCUUUAAAGCAGAUUUCCAGUUAUCUCAUAGUGCUUUCUAAGGGUGCCCAGGACUAGGCUAGGCCUUUCUGCUUAGACCCACACCUAAAGCAAACUAUGGCCAAGUGAAGGAGCAGUGGGAGGCGAAGGAAAGCAGCACAAAGUUCUGUCCAGCUACAGCGCUCCCCAAACUAUGUGCAUGUUUGUGUGCACGCAUGCGUACAACCCCCACCCCCAACGCUGGGUUCAGUGACUCUCACCUUAUGUAUGCCAGUGCUGUAGGGCACCUGGAAGUCCCUUCAGGGCUCCAUGUCCUGAAGGCUGGUUCUCUCCAAGUCCUCUGUGAUUCUGGGACUGUAACCAGGCUGAUGUCAACUGGAAGGCCUCAGGGCAGGUCUAAGUAUCUUUACCACUUGAUAUUUUCUACACAACAAUGUGUAAGCCUGAUGAAGGGGCUUAACGUGGCAGCUGCUUUAGCUUUCCUCUCUCAAGUCCUGGGAGAGGAAGCAUCCAGCACAGGCUCACUGUAGCCAGACCAGAAAAGCCAACCAUACUACUACAUGGGCCUGAGCCUUUUCUGCAGUGUAGGCGGGGGAAAUGAAGCUUCACCAGUGGUUUCCUGGGAGACAAGAUUAGGGGUACCAGAGCUACAACUGCAGAAAAGGAAAGUUGAGAGAUCAGGUGGAAGAGAGACAGGGCUGGCCAAUCCAUUUAAUUCUUCUGUUCUAAGAGGUAACUGUCAUAUUAACUUCCUCCCUUCUCCCACAGUGCCACCUAAGAGGAGCUAGGGGAAGAGCUGCAAGAUAAGACAGACAAAAUUGCACAUUUGGCCAGAAUCUAGGGAACUUCUUGUAGUGGGAGGCAGAAAGGGAGGGUUGAAGAGAUGCAGCCAUGGAUUCCUCGGAAUGAUGGAGAAAGGAGUAUCAAAAUUCUUCAGGCUCAGGGAAGGCUUGGCACAAAUCAACACAGAGGGGUGAACUCUCACCAGUCUUCCCCAGACUCUACCAGCUCAUCCUCUUGGCUAAAUUUAGCCACAGCAAAAUCUGCUUUGAAAAGAUUAAAAAAUGCUACAUAAACGUCAAUUCUGAGGGCACUCUAGCAUCAACAUCUGUCAUUUCAUUGACUGCCAAGGUUGAUUUGUCUGAUGUGGCUGGCUGGGGGGGGGGUUCUCCAUCCCUCACCACUUUGGUUGUUCCUCACGAAAAGAAAAAGACAACUUUCCAGACACAGGAGGUCUGCCCUUUGGUCAAGAUUUUAUCAAUAAAAGAAAUUAGGUAAUUAU